CGAGAUACCUCUAUUGGUAUUGGGGUCUCCGACUCGAUCGUGGCAGGUUGGAUUUACCCCGUUUUGUCACCGAGAAUAUAGCCUUGCUUAAUAUUCGUUUAACAGUGGAACGGUCAACCGUACAUAUCAGCUCGUACGUUUUUUCAGUGAAACUUCGAAAAGGAAUUGUCUCGGUUUAGGUUGGCUGGGUUACCAUUCAUUUUCUACACAUAGCGUCUGAUUGCUGACAUUUCUUACAUUAGACACGCGACACCAAGGUAUGGCGUUUUUGAGAUCGGUGCCGCGUUGCAGUGCCGGUAAAAAGCUAAGGAAGUGUGUACCACUUCCUGUCGGGUUUCUAGAGAACGUAACGAAGCCAUCGGUGCAGUUGGUGCAGGUGCACGAACGCGAAUACACCGGCACUACUGCUAACGUUAACGUGAAGCCGAUUACUCGUCAGAUUGAUCCUUUGGAUUUAAACUUUAACGAUCCGAUAGCAGCCUUUAAAAGCAAAACCACUAAAGAACUGAUACGUGCUUAUAUUGUUUAUCAACUAUGUUCAAUCGAGUAUAUCGUCGAGAACAAUAUGAAGAUAAUGAAAAUCACCAAGAAGCUGCUUGGCGAAAAACUUUUUACAAAGUUUAUGAAGGCUACAUUCUACGGUCACUUUGUUGCCGGCGAAGACGAGGCGCAGAUCACUCCUGUCCUGGAUAGAUUACGACAGUUCGGUGUAAAACCUAUCCUUGAUUAUUCCGUCGAAGAAGAUAUCUCGCAGGAAGAGGCGGAACGACGCGAAAUACAAGGUUCCGUAUCAGAAGCUGGAGAUGAGAGGAGAGAAGGACCCAUGAAGAAAUACCAUGUUGCAAGACCGUUCGCUGAUCGUCGAUACAAAGUAUCUUCAGCGAGAACGUACUUCUACCUAAACGAAGCUAAUUGUGAACGUAACAUGGACAUUUUUAUUAAAUGCCUAGAAUCUGUAGCCGCGGCUUCAAUGGGAGUUGGUAUUACAGCCAUUAAAUUAACAGCUCUUGGCCGUCCACAACUUCUGCUUCAAUUAUCAGAAGUAAUUAUGCGAGCAAGACAAUACAUGUCAGAUGUAGUUGGGGGUGAGGGUGCCGUUUUAACCCAUCAUGCGAAACCUGAUGAUUUUAUGAAGAAAUUUGAAGAAGCACACAUCAAAGAUGAGGUGACAGUUCAAAAAUUCCUUCAAAAGAUUCAAUCGGAUAAGGAGGGUGUUAUCCAUUUAUUCCCGUGGAGUGGAAUUCUAGACGAGAAUUAUGAACUCAGCGAAACGUUCCAAGUACCCGAUAUUAAGACUGGUAAAAUGGUGAGGCUGAUGUCGCAGCUAACGUCAAAGGAAGAAGAAAUGUUCAGGAACAUGAUAAGACGUCUGAAUAACAUUGUUACGGUGGCUGAUAAGUUAAACGUACGUUUAAUGGUAGACGCCGAACAAACGUAUUUCCAACCUGCGAUAUCGCGAUUAACGUUGGAAAUGAUGCGCAAGUACAAUACACAUAAGGCUGUGGUGUUCAAUACUUACCAAACAUAUUUGCAAGAAGCAUAUAAUGAAGUGAAAACGGAUCUCGAACAAGCUGAACGUCAGAACUUUUAUUUCGGUGCUAAACUUGUUCGUGGAGCGUAUAUCGAUCAGGAGAGAGCAAGAGCGGCAGCUAUGGGUUAUCCUGAUCCGAUAAAUCCUACGUACGAUGCUACUACUGAAUCGUACCAUAAAACUCUGAUGGAAUGUUUAAGGCGGAUGAAACAGUACAAAGAUAAAGGAGAAGAUCCUAAAAAGAUAGGAAUUAUGGUUGCCUCUCAUAACGAGGACACAGUACGUUUUGCUAUCGAGAAAAUGAAGGAGAUUGGAAUCUCACCAGAGGACAAAGUGAUCUGUUUCGGCCAGUUAUUGGGAAUGUGUGAUUAUAUUACAUUUCCGUUAGGUCAGUCUGGAUACUCAGCGUAUAAAUAUAUUCCUUAUGGGCCAGUUCAAGAAGUAUUACCGUAUCUUUCUCGGCGUGCCCAAGAGAAUCGAGGUAUACUUAAAAAAAUCAGGAAGGAAAAAAAUCUUUUGUUAUCUGAGAUAGUGAGGCGCGCCGUGAAGGGGCAAUUAUUUUACAAACCUAAAGGAAAUUAUACUCCCGUUUGAGCAGUUGGUCGUUUCGUUUGCACAGACAGAUUUUAAGCAUCAAACUUAAGUAGUGAUUGUAAAUUAUUAAAAAGAAAAAAAGAUUUGUGGUACGCAGAGCAACGCGAGCGCGUGUGAAUGGAAGUAUAUGCAGUGUUAAUCAUUAUACAAAAUUGCCUUAGUGUGACAAUUAUCAAGUGCAAACUGCUCAAUAUCGCACCAUGUGGUAGAACUAUGUUCAUUGCUCGUUAUGCCCAUUGUCAGAAAGAAAGAAAAAAGAAAAAAAAAAAAAAAGAAACAAACUCUUCAGUGAUAAAACGCUACGACUUUUUAUAAAGAAGAAGCACAUUUUACGCUUUGUUAAAUAAAUUAUCACGUGUUCAAUACACGCCGCAUUCGCUAAUUCUAUUGAACAUGUACAGUCAUUUUUUAAUAAUUUAUUUUAUAAAAAA
Messenger RNA from Osmia lignaria (orchard mason bee), 2556 nucleotides. It is a transcript of the gene slgA, whose product is annotated as proline dehydrogenase slgA. Lineage: Eukaryota; Metazoa; Arthropoda; Insecta; Hymenoptera; Megachilidae. Gene Ontology annotation, molecular function: FAD binding; proline dehydrogenase activity. The record is from RefSeq and is a predicted model, not a curated record. Gene Ontology annotation, cellular component: mitochondrion.